GUAAAAAAAAAAAAGACAAUUUUCUGAAACGUUGAAAGGGAAGCAGAUAAUAAAUAAUAUUAGACUAAAGCCUCAGUAGGACAGAAAGUAACAUUCUAAAUCUACGUUAACACUGUUGGAACUUUAAAACUUUGCCUCAGAUUUAAUACAAUCUUUUCCUUAAGGGAAUAGAUGUAAAUAAAUGGUCCUGUUGUAAGUCUGGUUCUUGAACAUUCAUAGCAUCUGUGUGAACUGGAGUCAGGAAACACAUCCAUCUGCUGUUAUGGCUCGGUUUGGCCGCAUCCAAACACCGUGAACCCCGGGUUUGAAUUCCCUCAGCUAAAUGCAGACAAACAUUUACCCUAUGAGGCACAGACGGUUCAGAGGGAAGGGAAACCACGUCCAUCUGAAUCUUAAAUAAGCGCCUCGGCCCCGCCGGUGCCGGCUUUCCUAAACACGUCGCACCAUAACUGUCACUUAGUUUAGCUCCAGAGCGGCUCCACUCGUGGUUGGUUUGGACUGAAGGGAACACAAACAGACUUUAUUCAAGAGCAGAAAGUCUCCCUGAAGGAGCGGCUGUUUCUGCAAACAAAGACAAAAAGGAGAGGGAUCACCUGCUUUACCUGCAGGUUAUGAAGCUAAGCAACAUCAUGAGUUUGAGCCUCAUUUCUCAUGAAAAGGAAUCUAAUUGGAUUUUUAUAGAAAAUGUGUCACUUUCAGGCCAGAAUUCACCUGAUGGUCAGCAUUUCCGCACCUGGAAGGUGAGAUGGUGCAGUAAUCCCUCACAGAUGUGUCUCAUGUUUCUUUCGUUUAAAGGGUCCGUACUCUGCUUUUCUUAAGCCUUUCAAACUCAACAACAUCCAUGUAUAUAAUAAUAAAUUACUUUUGGCACACUAAAGAAAGUUUUGACGAGAAAACUUGGAUUGUUGAUAGAAAUGAAUUCAAAUAUAGUUUUUCAAAUGACACAUCAUUCAAACACGAUGCAUUAUGGUCUAUAUUUGACAAUUUAGCGAACAUCGAUGCACACGAGACUAUUCCUGGUACAUUUUGGACACCCCCGGAAAAAUGGCGAACCGCCUGCACAAACCAGAGGGAAGUGAGGGAAUUUGGACAAGUCAUCUUAACACAUAGGAAGCCAUUUGUCCUUAAAAUGAAGUUAAAUGGGAUGUACCACAGAUGACUUCUCUGAUGUCUUUCCGUGAUGUCACCUAUGGGUUCUUAUGGGUUAGGUAUAGAUUUUGACUUUUUGUUUAUUAAAAUCUAGUAAAAAAAACAAUUAUAAAAAUACACAAAGGGCAACAAAAUCCUAGAUUCUUAAAGUAGAUAAAGAAAAUGUUCAGUCAGCAGCAAUGAGCUAUUAAAAUAGAUAUUUCCUUUACACUUCUAGAGCUCCUUUUAUAACCUUUGCAAGCUUUUCUCUAUAAAUCUGCAGACUUUUACUUUACACGUGACAGAAAACUACAAGUAAAAGUUUCACUGAUCACCUCUGGAAGAACUUAAACACAUUAAACCUACGGAAAAAAAGCAGAAAUGUGGAGUUAGUACGUCCAACUGAUACUAAAAGUCAUUGAUUCAUUUUACGACCACAAAUGAAGACAAUAUAACAUCCAGGAUGACUGAUAUGUUUAAAGUGGUUUCUAAAUUUAGACAAACAGACAGAGGUUCCCGCUCAGGCCCCUGGCUGCUAGUGGCAAACAGGGGUUGCCAUGGAAACACAUGAAAACAAAUGCCUGGCUGAGUCCAGUCUCUCGAAUCUUUCAGUUCCUGUCCCAUCUUUAGUUUUGAUCUUUUUCUUGCUGAUUGAAAACCGGGAUUUAAAGAGACAGAUUCCGUCAUUCAGGCGGGAACAGUCUGAGCCCAGAACUCCAGAAUCCACCGGUGUUCUGGAGCAACAUGGCAACUGGAAAGAGGACCCCAAAGUCUGGGAAAAGCAAGAAGUUCAGCCUGAAAAUGGCGUUGAGCUGCUUCCAGCUGACGCCUCUCAAGACGCAGCGUCUGAACCUGAGCUGCAAGGACUUUGACUCCGUGCCAAAGUGCAUCGAGGAGCUGAGCAGCUUUCAGGAACUGGACCUGAGCCGGAACCGGAUCAGAGAGAUUCCCACGUUUACUGCUAUCUUCUUUAGCAUCACGGUCCUGGAUCUGCACAGCAACCAGUUGGAGGAGCUUCCCGCCAGUCUCGGCUGCCUUCAGAACCUGCUGGUUCUGAAUGUGUGCAACAACCGCCUCAGGAGUCUCCCCGGUGAGCUGGGCCAGCUGAGGAACCUCCAGACUCUGAACCUGGCUCUGAACCGGCUGGACGCUCUCCCGGCCUCCAUCGUUGGGCUGAAGGAGCUCCGGUACGUCGGCCUCUCUGACAACAGAUUCACUCACUUCCCCGGCUGCCUCCGCAGGCUGAAGAAGCUGGAGAAGGUCAACAUGGCCGGGAACCCCAUCCUGACCCACCAGAACCCGGAGGUGGCGUCAGGGAGCUUCCUCCUGGUCCAGAAGAGCCUCCUGUGUGAGAACUGUCUGGAAAGAUGCCAGUCUUUUAGAAGGAAAAUGGAAAAGGAGGAAGCAGAGGAAGUGGAGUCCUGUUUCCCAUAGGUUUAGAUGACACUGCAGCGCCCCCUGCUGCUCCACACUCAAUAAUACAAUAAAAAGAUACAGCCUGAA
Molecule: messenger RNA, 2631 nt
Organism: Oryzias latipes (Japanese medaka)
Lineage: Eukaryota; Metazoa; Chordata; Actinopteri; Beloniformes; Adrianichthyidae
Cellular component (GO): cytoplasm
Molecular function (GO): protein binding
Source: RefSeq, a predicted model, not a curated record